AUGCUCGCCGCCGCGGCGUACGAGCGCACGCCGCGGGCUGUCGUCAUCAACCUGCCGCGGCAUUCAAAGCGGCUCGACGCCGUGCGGGCGCAGCUGAGGGCGCAGGGCGUCUCUUGGGAGAAGAUGCCGGCAGUCGACGGCAGAGCGCUGUCGAAGGAGGAGCUGAAGGCGAACGUGACGGUCCUGGGCAGGCAUCUGCUAACACCGGGCAUGAUUGGCUGCUUCCUCUCCCACCGCGGCUGUUGGCGCCGCUGCGUCCAGUCUGGAAAGCCGCUGAUUGUGUUUGAGGACGACGCCGUGCUCAUGCCGUCCUUCCGCCGACGGCUCGCCGCGGCGCUGGCCGAGCUGCGCGAGGACGACGAGUGGGACGUCCUCUUGCUCGGCGCGUUUGGCUGCGUCCACCCGAGCGGCAGGUACGGCCCUCGUGACGUCUUUCGGCUGUUCGGCUUGGUGGGCGGAUGGCUCUUCUGA
Emiliania huxleyi CCMP1516 is the source of this 471-nucleotide messenger RNA. RefSeq lists its product as hypothetical. The coding region runs from base 1 to 471 and encodes 156 amino acids. The transcript has a single exon. The record is from RefSeq and is a predicted model, not a curated record. NCBI's taxonomy places the organism in Eukaryota, Haptophyta, Isochrysidales, Noelaerhabdaceae.